Molecule: messenger RNA, 2105 nt
Organism: Linepithema humile (Argentine ant)
Lineage: Eukaryota; Metazoa; Arthropoda; Insecta; Hymenoptera; Formicidae
Gene: Ppat-Dpck
Product: Bifunctional Phosphopantetheine adenylyltransferase - Dephospho-CoA kinase
Biological process (GO): coenzyme A biosynthetic process
Molecular function (GO): ATP binding; dephospho-CoA kinase activity
Source: RefSeq, a predicted model, not a curated record
UCUAUGGACAAUCACUCAACUGUUGUUUUCCAAUGUUUUCUAAACUGUUUCUGUGAACGUUAUAAUUGUUUGUUAUGCAGAGUUUGUAAGAUGUAUUUAUUUAUUAUGCAUUUAUUAAUUAGUCAUGCUAAAACAAUAUUUUAUCUAGUUUAUUAAUUAAAUUCUGAAUUUGAUCCAAUUAUUUUGUGGUGGACAAAAAAGUUAACAUUUUUAAUACUGACAAGAACAGCGUUUUUCGGGAAACUAAUGUAUGUAAUUGAAUUUAAAUAAACGCUUCGUCAUAUUGUAUGCGAUAAGAAAUAUCAAAAUAUUAAAAAAAGACUAUGCCCUAGAACUAAUCAGAUUUGGAUAAAUCGAGUGAGUAACGGCAUCAAUUUUUGGUAUUACUCAAGAAUCGAGAAAUCAAUUAUAAAGCAAAAUAUUGGGAAAGUGCACUAUAGAAAGUGGAGUAGUUUUAAUACUUACUUUGAUAUGGCAAACACCGGUUUAUUAGUUUUAACAAAUCCUGCAAGAGUGAAAAAAUUAUUACCUGUAAUUAAGAACCAUGUUCUGAAGACAUUAUAUAUUCAAUAUCUACCGGAAAAGAAUAUUUUUGCAGGAAAUUAUAAUAUAGCAAUGUCGCAACGAAGAAGUCCUCAGUAUGCUAAGAAUGUUGUAGAUAUAUACAUGAAUACUUCUACAAUUGCUUCCCGACUUGAUAUUCGUGUUUUACUCACCAAUAUGAAACAUUCUGGAAAGACCAUUAUAAAGACUCAAAAACCUGUGGAGAUAGUGAUCUUUGAUCAAUUGUGCAGUAAGAAAGAAGCAGAUGUAUUUAUACAAGAUUGUUUAGCCAAUAUGUCAAUGGAUUACAGUUUUAUCACUUGUGACGAUGAUCAAGAUCAGAUUAAUAACAAAGAUGCAGAAUAUACUACUCAAGAUGUAAGAACUUACAAGAAUGUAGUACUAGGUGGCACGUUUGAUCGAUUGCAUAAUGGUCACAAAAUUUUAUUAAGCGAAGCUGUUUUACGUUGUACAGGAAAACUUACUGUUGGUGUAACAGAUACCAAUAUGAUUUCUGGUAAAUUAUUGUGGGAGCUUAUACAACCGUGUAAUCAAAGAAUAAGUAAUGUUAAAGAGUUUUUGGAAGAUAUAGAUUCAUCAAUAACAUACGAUGUUGUUCCUAUCACUGAUAUGUAUGGACCUACCAAAGAAGAUCCUUCACUUGAAAUGAUGGUUGUGAGUGAAGAAACAAAGCGCGGAGGUGACAAAAUCAAUCAAUUACGUUCACAAAAAAAUUUAAGUGCAUUGGAUAUUUGUGUGGUAGAAUUAGCAGCUGAUGAAUGUCAUAACGAAUAUGAAGAAGCUAAAAUUAGUUCUAGUAAUCAUAGAAUACGAUUACUUGGCACAAGGCUUCGAGCUCCUAGAAUAAAUGAUAAGGCUCUAAAACCAUAUAUUAUUGGUUUAACGGGUGGCAUUGCAAGUGGAAAAUCUUCAGUUGCUGAAAAAUUACAAAAUCUCGGUGCUGGUCUUGUAAAUUGUGAUAAAAUAGCUCAUGAUUUAUAUUUACCCGGAAAAGAUUGUUUUCAUGCAAUAAUUGAACAUUUUGGCUCUUCUAUUCUAACUUCAGACGGGUUUAUAGAUAGAAAGCUACUCGGUGAUAUAGUGUUUAAUAAUAAAGAACAGUUGGAAAAACUAAAUAAAUUAAUUUGGCCUUUAAUUUUGCGGGAAGCUAAAAAAGAAAUAGAUGUUCUUUAUGCAAAGAAUAAUGACAUAAUUGUAAUGGAAGCAGCAGUUUUGAUUCAAGCUAAGUGGCAGGAUGUAUGUCAUGAAAUUUGGACUUGUAUUAUUCCGCAAAAUGAGGCUAUAAAACGUAUAAUGAAUAGAAAUCAAUUAUCUGAGGAAGCAGCUAAGCUGCGAAUUGAAAUACAACCGAGUAAUACAGAACAGAUUAAAGAAGCUAAUGUUGUCAUAUGCACUUUGUGGACUCAUGAAAUUACACUAGAACAAGUAGAAAAAGCAUGGAAAGAACUAACAACAGCUUUAUCUCAAAAAACUAUAAAAUCUUCUAUUUAAUAAAUUUUCUAUGUACACAAGGCUAAGAUCCUUGAUUAAAAUUAAGUAAA